Ceratitis capitata (Mediterranean fruit fly) is the source of this 2054-nucleotide messenger RNA. RefSeq names its product serine protease gd. The record is from RefSeq and is a predicted model, not a curated record. The transcript is spliced from 6 exons. Lineage: Eukaryota; Metazoa; Arthropoda; Insecta; Diptera; Tephritidae. Gene Ontology annotation, molecular function: serine-type endopeptidase activity. The coding region runs from base 122 to 1813 and encodes 563 amino acids. Gene Ontology annotation, biological process: proteolysis.
UUGAUCAGUAUUUGAGAUUAAAAUAUGGAGCAAAUUUCAAGCGAGUCAAUGCAAGUAAAUGAAACAUGUAAUGUGCGGAAUAGCUACAAUUUGAAAAGAAAUGAAACCAAACUGAUUCGGGAUGCGAUUCCAUCUCACCACCAUCGUCGUCAUCGUUUUGCAGCAAAUAAAUCGAAUUUUCACCCAGGGAAUUCCCAUCAGUCCGUGUCCAAAAUUAUUUCAAUAUCGGUUCGACGGUAUUGAGUGGUUCGGCAUGCUUUCCGUGCGUAAUCCGGACUUUCAUGCAGCUUUACAUAUUAAAGUUACACUUACCAUACGUGGCAAGCCAACGACAAGUUACUUCGGAGAAAUUGAAUUGCUGUCGCGGGGCCAAUACUACACGGAUGCACCAGUGCUGUACAAAGUCAAGUUCCCGAAGACACAUUUUCCACCGAAACUACAACAAGUUACCGUGAACAAUAAUGUCAUUUGUGCGGGUCAUUCAGACUACAGUCCUUUCAUUACACAGAUUCAACUCGAACACAUCAGAAAGUUUACAUUCAUCACCAAUGAAGAGCCGUCUGACAAGCCGCCGGAACUCACACAGUACUCCGCUUCGUUUAUGGGGGAUGAAGAGGAAGAUGAUGACAUUGAUUUCAUGCAAAGUGACACAAAAUUCAGCGGGGAACAUAUUCCAGUCGCUCAAGCAGACAUAACUUCGAAAUAUUCUGAGCUGCUUAAUAUUUGUGGGAAAACAGCUGUAAACAUUCACCCCCGGACAUCGUUCAUACUCCCCUCUCCUACAACACGAAAUAUUGGCAAUACAAAAUUACAUGCCGAUGUGCAUGGAACUUACAUCCCCAUAGGCGGAGAUCGAAUCGUUGCGACUACAGAUGAAAACAAUAAACAAAAUGCUACCGAUGAUGAACCCACCACUCCAUUGGUAGUAGCUUCUGAAACACUUCCUAUCCUGUUGCCAAACACACCUGCCCGCAUCAAAAAUUUAACAAGCAGUACAACCGAAACCGUGUUAUCACGCGGUGACUGGCCAUGGUUAGCAGCAAUCUAUGUAAACAACUUGACAUCACUGGUAUAUCAAUGCGCGGGAACUUUGGUGUCAUGGCGCAUUAUCGUUAGUUCGGCACAUUGCUUUCAUUUGCGAAAGCAUCAAUAUAAAGCCAACGAAAUACUAGUAUUUUUAGGUCGGCAUAAUUUGCGAAGUUGGAACGAAGAACAUUCAAUAGCCGCACCAGUCAGUGACAUUUUUGUACAUCCAGACUUCGACGUCUCUCUGGGUACUUACGAUGCAGACAUUGCGGUGGUGGUGUUAAAACAUAAAGUGAGAUUUAAUAUGUACAUACGUCCAGCUUGUUUGUGGAGCGGAGAGAGUCAGAUCAAAGAUAUUAUUGGUGAACGCGGCUAUAUUGUUGGUUGGGGUGUAUUAAACAGCAAUAGUAAUAACCAUUCAAAAGAUGAACUACCGACAAUAACCGCACUUCCCCGAAUCAUCGAGGUGCCCAUUGUUUCCGAAGAAGUGUGCUUUGCAUCUAAUCCGGGUCUCUUCACUCUUACCAGUAAUCGCACUUUCUGUGCAGGGUUAUUGUCGACAACACGUAGCACAAUACUAAGAGCUGUUGAAAAACCUAAACUUCUUGGACCUUGCACAGGCGACUCUGGCGCUGGGCUGCUGCUGCGAAGGAGCAGUCGUUGGAUGCUUCGUGGGAUAGUUUCCGCUACCUUGCCGUCUAAACACAAUAAAUGCAUCAUUGAUCAAUAUGUGGUAUAUGCAGAUGUAGCAAAGUUUUUGGACUGGGUUUUAGCGUUCACUAUUUAGUGACAAAAAGAAGAGAUGUUUUCUCAUUUACAUACCCUACCUGCCGAAUCAUGAGCCUUGCUGGAACUCAGUUAGUGCAUAUAAAAGACAUUGUUGUGUUUAUAAAAUUCAUUAUUGAAAUAUGAAAUAACAAAUUCAGAAGCUACUGUUUAUAUGCAUUUCAUUCAAUUGUAUUGAGUCCUCAACAUAAAGACCCAAGCGCACAUUUUGCGAAGAUGAAAGUUCUUUCAUGAAUCAUAAA